Messenger RNA from Condylura cristata (star-nosed mole), 1412 nucleotides. RefSeq names its product kynureninase (gene KYNU). The transcript is spliced from 13 exons. Gene Ontology annotation, cellular component: cytoplasm. Gene Ontology annotation, molecular function: pyridoxal phosphate binding; kynureninase activity. The coding region runs from base 18 to 1412 and encodes 464 amino acids. The record is from RefSeq and is a predicted model, not a curated record. Gene Ontology annotation, biological process: NAD+ biosynthetic process. NCBI's taxonomy places the organism in Eukaryota, Metazoa, Chordata, Mammalia, Eulipotyphla, Talpidae.
UUAGACAGCAACUUAUAAUGGAACCUUCAGUUCUUGAAUUACCAGCUGUCACAUUGCAACGAAUUGCAUCUGAGCUUAGAUGCCACCCGACAGAUGAACGGGUCGCCCUGCGCCUUGAUGAAGAAGAUAAGCUGAGACACUUCAGGGAGUAUUUCUAUAUUCCCAAAGUGCAGGAUCUACCUCCAAUUGACCUAUCUUUAGUGAAUAAAGAUGAAAACUCCAUAUAUUUCUUGGGAAAUUCUCUUGGCCUUCAACCAAAGUUAGUUAAAACAUAUCUGGAUGAAGAACUAGAUAAAUGGGCCAAAAUGGGUGCCUAUGGUCAUGAGACAGGGAAACGGCCUUGGAUUACUGGAGAUGAGACUAUUGUAGGCCUCAUGACUGACAUUGUAGGAGCCAGUGAGAAAGAAAUAGUCCUGAUGAAUGCUUUGAGUGUUAAUUUACAUCUUCUACUGUUAUCAUUUUAUAAGCCUACACCAAAACGUUAUAAAAUUCUUCUAGAAGCCAAAGCCUUCCCUUCAGAUCAUUAUGUUAUUGAGUCACAGCUUCAACUUCAUGGACUCAAUGUUGAGAAGAGCAUGCGCCUCAUAAAGCCAAGAGAGGGGGAAGAAACUUUGAGAAUGGAAGAUAUCCUUGAAGUAAUUGACAAAGAAGGAGACUCGAUUGCAGUGAUCCUAUUUAGUGGGGUACAUUUUUAUACUGGACAGCUCUUUAACAUGCCUGCAAUCACCAAAGCUGGACAAGCAAAGGGUUGUUUUGUUGGCUUUGAUCUAGCACAUGCAGUUGGAAAUGUUGAACUCCACUUACACAACUGGGGAGUUGAUUUUGCAUGCUGGUGUUCCUACAAGUAUUUAAAUUCAGGAGCAGGAGGUCUUGCUGGUGCCUUUGUCCAUGAAAAGCAUGUCCAUACGAUUAAGCCUGCGUUAGUGGGAUGGUUUAGCCAUGAACUGAAGACGAGAUUCAAAAUGGAUAACAAACUGCAAUUAAUCCCUGGGGCCAAUGGAUUUCGAAUUUCAAAUCCUCCCAUUUUGUUGGUCUGUUCCUUGCAUGCCAGUUUAGAGAUCUUUAAGCAAGCAACUAUGAAAGCAUUGAGGAGAAAAUCUAUUUUGCUAACUGGUUAUCUGGAAUACUUGCUCAAGCAUUACUUUGGUAAAGAUAAAGCAGAAACCAAGAAACCAUUUGUGAACAUAAUUACUCCAGCCCAUAUAGAGGAUCGUGGCUGCCAGCUAACAUUAACAUUUUCUGUUCCUAUAAAAAAUGUUUACCAAGAACUAGAAAAAAGAGGAGUUGUGUGUGACAAGCGGGAACCAAAUGGCAUCAGAGUUGCUCCAACUCCUCUCUACAAUUCUUUCCACGAUGUUUACAAGUUCAUUAAUCUGCUAACUUCAGCACUUGACUCUGCAGCAACAAAAUAA